Molecule: messenger RNA, 204 nt
Organism: Necator americanus (New World hookworm)
Lineage: Eukaryota; Metazoa; Nematoda; Chromadorea; Rhabditida; Ancylostomatidae
Exons: 1
Coding region: 1-204 (67 amino acids)
Source: RefSeq, a predicted model, not a curated record
AUGAAAAAAACAAACGAAAUAAAUACAAAUGGUGUUAUUUCUGUCAUUCCAAUAUUAUUAUUAUUAUUAUUAUUAUUAUUAUUAUUAUUAUUAUUAUUAUUAUUAUUAUUAUUAUUAUUAUUAUUAUUAUUAUUAUUAUUAUUAUUAUUAUUAUUAUUAUUAUUAUUAUUAUUAUUAUUAUUAUUAUUAUUAUUAUUAUUUUAA